Molecule: messenger RNA, 2367 nt
Organism: Sphenostylis stenocarpa
Lineage: Eukaryota; Viridiplantae; Streptophyta; Magnoliopsida; Fabales; Fabaceae
Source: the annotation of a GenBank genome assembly
AUGCCAACCAACAUGAACACCAUCAUCUCCUCUCGUUUUGUCCUCCUUUCACUCCUUCCAAUUUGCUUCACAUGCCUUGCUUUUGGAGCCACCACACUGUCGCAGUAUGAAGUGUCAGUGAUGAAAAGUGUAGCAAAAACACUGGGAAAGGACUGGGACUUCGAUGUACAUCCAUGCAACCAGACCCAGUCAGGAGACAAUACCAUUUAUUGCAAUUGCCAAGUACCCAAUGACAGCUUCUGCCAUGUUGAGAAAAUUUCACUUCUUGGAAACAGACUAACUGGUCCAAUCCCAAAAGAGCUGGGAAACCUCAUCACUCUUACACGCUUGAUCCUUGAGUUCAAUAGCUUAUCUGGAAAUCUUCCUUCAGAACUUGGAAAUCUUGUCCUCAUUAAUCAACUGUAUCUAAGUUCCAAUAACUUCACUGGUCAAUUGCCAGAAAAGCUUUCCAGUCUUACUGCAAUGAAGGAUUUAGACCUAAGCUAUAACAAAUUAAAUGGACCAGUGCCAGGAAACCUUCAAGAAUUAAUAGCAGCAACGUACACGAACUUGUUUGCAAGCUUUUCAAGGAAUAAAGGACCAGUUUCUUGUGACAGUAGCAAUAGAAACUGUACCAAAAAAGUUAAAUCUCUGCAUAUAAAUUGUGGUGGAAAUCAGACUACUAUUGGAGGUAUAACAUAUGAUGAAGAUAUAUAUCCAGCUGGACCUGCAGUAUAUCAACUAAGUAGAAACAAUUGGGCAUUGAGCAACACGGGUCACUUCCUGGACAAUAAUACUAUUCCUUCAGGACACUAUACCACAGAAAAUGAAACUAGGCUUUACAUGACUGAUGCUGAAUUAUAUAAGAAAGCACGUAUUUCCCCUAUGUCUUUGACUUAUUAUGGAUUUUGCUUAGAAAAUGGAGUCUACACAGUAAAACUUCACUUUGCUGAGAUAAUGUUCACGGAUGAUCACACAUACAGCGACUUAGGGAGGCGUGUAUUUGAUGUAUACAUUCAGGGGGAGCGAGUGUUGAAAGAUUUUAACAUUGCAGUUGAAGCACAAGGUGUUGGAAAGGAACUCAUAAAACAAUUUCGUGCUAAUGUGAGUGGUAAUGACCUAGAGAUCCGCUUCUACUGGGCUGGAAAAGGGACAACAAAUAUACCAUAUAAAUCAGUAAAUGGUCCUCUUGUAUCUGCCAUUUCUGUCUACUAUGAUGGGUUUUCAUUUAGCAUACUUUGGUGGAGGGGUUUCAUUAGUGGUUGUUGUCUUGUUGAUUCUUGUUGGCAUACUUUGGUAGAGGGGUUAUGGUCAAACUCAAACUACCUGGCUCACUUUGGUGUUGCAACAAAUAACUUUGAUAUUUCCAAUAAGAUUGGAGAAGGAGGCUUCGGUCCUGUAUAUAAGGGCAUUCUGCCAAACAGCAAACCAAUAGCAGUUAAACAACUUUCAUCUACAUCAGAGCAAGGAAGCCGUGAGUUUGUAAAUGAGAUAGGAAUGAUCUCUGCUCUGCAGCACCCUAAUCUGGUUAAACUAUAUGGUUGUUGUGUUGAGGGUGAUCAACUGUUGUUAGUAUAUGAAUAUAUGGAAAACAAUAGCCUUGCACGUGCUUUAUUUGAAGACUCAGAACAUAGUCAUUUAAAAUUGAAUUGGCCAACCAGACAAAAUAUUUGUGUUGGCAUUGCUAGAGGGUUAGCUUUCCUGCAUGAAGAAUCAAGAUUGAAAGUUGUUCAUAGAGACUUAAAGAGCUCUAACGUGUUGCUUGAUGAAGACCUGAACCCAAAAAUAUCCGAUUUUGGUUUGGCCAGACUUCGUGAGGGGGACAAUACACACAUAAGCACCAGAAUUGCAGGGACUUGGGGAUAUAUGGCUCCUGAGUAUGCAAUGCAUGGUUAUCUAACUGAAAAAGCAGAUGUUUAUAGUUUUGGAGUAGUUACCUUGGAAAUUGUAAGUGGAAAGAGAAACACUAUUUGGCAGUCAAGGGGGGAAGAUUUCUAUCUUCUGGAUUGGGCAGGUUUGUUGAAAGAAAGAGGUGGCAUAAUGGAGCUAGUUGAUCGAAAGUUGGGUCAAGAUUUCAAUGAAGAUGAGGUAAUGUUGAUUGUCAAAGUGGCUCUCCUUUGCACCAAUGUCACUUCAAGCCUUAGGCCUUCUAUGUCUUCAGUAGUAAGCAUGCUUGAGGGCAGAACAAUGGUCCCAGAGUCUGUUUCACAUUCUAGUGAAGUUAUGGAUGAGAUGAGGUUAGAGGUAAUGAGAGAGUUUUACAGCCAAAUUGAUGAAAAUACAGCAAGUGAGACACGAAGGUUGAGCUUAACAAUAGGUGUUCCAUGGACUGGUUCAUCUUCAUCAGCUACAGAACUUAAUUUCACUCACCUUGAUGCUUCCUCUUGA